UGAUCACACUUGCGAGUAUGUGUAUUCAGUUCAAAUGGACCAGUUCAAAAAUGAAGACCAGCCAAUGACAGUUACAGCCACUGCACAAAUCACCUGCGAAUCAAGUGGAUCGUAUGGCUCAGUUGAUGCAACUCGGUACUGUAUGAGAUUCGGACAAAACCAGUCAAAUGAAACGGACGUCAACUUAAGUACACUGCAUGGGUUUGCAGUGGAUCAUCUCUCUGGCUGGUUCUGUUUUGUCCAGACCAGUGAGGGUCGUGUGGUGUCAGUGUUCCACUCCAGGACAGAGGACAGCGAGGCCGUCACAUUCAAGAAGGGCAUUGCUGCAGCUUUUCAGGCCAACUUCAGAGGAACAUUUGAAGAGACUGAGAUUGACACAAACUCCAAACAUCUGUCCCAUUACAGCUAUGAGAAGUCGGGAGAAGGCUCCAUCAAGAUGCAUCGCAGCAUCAGCAAUGAUGAUGUGGUGGAGUACCCGGCAAACAUACCUGCUGGAGAUGUUGAACUGGUUGAAGAAGAAGACAUUGAGUACAAAGAUGGCCGACUGGUCAAGUCUAAUGGAACCAUGCACCUCUUGGUAGAGAGGGUCAUGUCGACACAACAGGAUGACGGGACACCUACCGAGGACCACGAAGAUGAAUUCUCAAACAUAUUCAAUGUCCGUGGCAAUUUCAGCAUGGAACUGAGAGUGUGCAGACUAGUCCCUCGUACUGCCAGGAGAAGAAGAGGCGCAGUGAGAGAGAACAUCGACAGCGACUCAUCAUCAGAGGAGACACUCAUGGCAUCAUUUGAUCAAAAAAAGAGUGACUUGGAGACACUAGAAAAACUUCGCGAAAAUCUUCAAACCUCUGAUCAGAUGAUUGCCGCAAUUCGAAAUGCCAACAACACCAAAUUCUGUGAGUAUAAAACUUGACUUGUUGUCUCACCUGUAGCUCUCUCAUACAGUUGAAUUGUUACAACCCCUAUCAUUAGCAUUUAUCUCCAUGCAUGCAUACACCAGACAAGGUGCUAGAAGUGGUGAUGGUGUUGGAGUCCAAAUAUGGAGCCAAAGGAACUCCCAUGAUAGAACAUGUCCUUGACUACUUAAAUGAGGUAAACUCAAUUCUUUUGCACUCUCUCUUAAUUAGUAAGGACUGUAUACUGAAAAUACCAUGCACACACAACUACAUUCUGAAGGUGAUCGAUGAGAAGUCAGAGACUUAUGAGAUCCAACGACUGAACAUCUACUCCCUACUAGGCACAGAGGGCAGUCUCCAGGCACAGAAUGUGCUGAUGGAGCGACUGAGAUCACCUGAUCUGUCAGACAUGGAGAGGAACUCACUCAUACUAGCCGUAGCCUCACUCCCUGAUCCCAGCUCUGGACUCAUUCAAACACUCGAGCACAUGAUCGCACAGAACGAGGAGACAACCACUCUUCUCCUGGCCUACGGUGCUCUUGUAGCCAACGUUGCUCCUGACAGAGAACGUGAGAUGGUUAAAUUUAUAACUGAUCGACUCCCUCGAGAUCCUACUGAUAUUGAAGUACUUAUCCAUGUCUUGCAUGCACUGGGAAACACUCAGUCGAUGUUAGCAGUGGAGCACAUCAUACACUACUCACAGCAUGAAGAUGAAGCUGUUGGACUGGCUGCAGUGACCGCAUUGAGACUAUUCACGAGCGAACCAUCCGUUCAACAGCAGUUUAUUUACACUCUGGGGAAUUACACUCAUUCGGUCGCUCUUGUAAGUGCCAUCAUUGAUGCCCUUCGAGAUGGCUUUGAGCAGAAUCGACAAAUGACUUUCAAUGAAGACUUGAUACAUCUUCUCACGAACAUUACCCUUGAUCUUGGGAACUCUGCUCUUGAAAAUGAGCUCGUUGACUUUUUAAAAUUGGUUGGCACUCGUGAAACACUAGCUUUAGCUGAUAUGAUCAACACUAGCAGUGGUUUAUCACGUCAAAAGCGGCUAUCGAGCACUGAUUGGUCCUCUACCGAUUCAAAUUUCAAUGCUGUGUGUCCUCUCAGUGAGAGAGUUCAAGAUGAGAGUGACUUCCCCAACCAUCGUGCCUACCUUUGGUGGAAACGAAUUGGUCGAACAUCUUCCAGUUACCCAUUCUAUGUGCAAGCAACUGCUGGAGCAUUCGCAGGUUACAGUAGCAAUUGCGAUUUUAAGGUCAAAGCAAAAGCUCUCAUUCGUGGAUGUGUACUUAGUCGCGAGGGUGAGAUUGUGAACAUUCUGGGUAGCUAUGUGUCUCUAAAUGGACAGAUGAACGGAAAACUAUAUGUCAAGUUUGGUUCCAACGUAGUCUUAGACAUCAAUCAAAAUGUCGUCACAUCAUUCACCAGAACAUACAACCUUCCAACAUACAGAAGAACACUGUUCACCUUUUCCUACACAUUCACAGUGUGGAUCAUACCACUGACACUCUCUGUGGAUGUUCAGAUAGGGUUAAGGGGGACGAUGCAAGUUUCGGGCAAUUUGAAUGCUGCUCUACAAGCAAGAGCAGAAAUUGCACCGACUGCCUAUGCUUCAGUUACUGCCAGUGUCUCUGUCUCUCUUCUGAUUGGUCGUGCGGGACUUUCCCUGACUGGCUCCACUGAGUACAGCAUAGGAGUAGAAGCAUCUGUCAACACUUGCUGGGUGAAUCCCAGUGUGGCCGUAACGGUGUACGAUGAAUGGCCCGGAGGGCAAAUCACAUUCUCUGCCUUCUACCAGUGGCGAAGUUAUUCAUGGUGGUCUGGGGUAAGAUUCGUACCUAACUCUUAAGCAAAUGUCUGCAUCAUUCAGUUUAUGCACACUUCCUAAUAAGCACAAACCAACUACAAAUGGAGACUCUUUCACACGUUAGCGUUACAAUUGGAAUAAAAGUUGAUGUAGAACGUAUUUACUACUCAUACGUUGAAUGACAUAUCCUUCUUCUUCAAGAAGCAUCCCAAAAAAAAGCAGUUUUCAAGAAGCAGUACAUCACCACCCUUAGACCGAUAAAAAAAUAUUAAAAGAUAAGUAGCCAAGCCUUCUAGAGGGAGCUUUGCUUUCAUAUGUGGAUAGCUACCAUUCCCUAUCCUAUGCUUACAGAUUUAGAGUUUGAGUUGAGUAUAUUCGUGUAAAUGGUUUUUUCGUCAAAACUGUGUACUGCUCGAGUCAAUGUCCGAGUACAGUAAUGUGACUGUAGUAUGAAAAAACUCUUUGUGCAGUCUGUUGAGUUCAGUCAGGGAAGGAUUAAUGUUUUGUGUUAUUAGAACUAUCCACAGUGCUUAGUGGGUGAGCUCAAUACCAUAUGACAUCUUAGUACACAGUCUCUCAGUGGAGGGCGCAGGACCUGUACAUGUUACCCAACCAAGCUAAACAAACACAGCCCACUGUCACAGUCCUGAUACUAUGGACAAUCUGGGUCACUCUAGAUGUAACAUACAUUUUAUAACAUAGCUAAUGGACCACAAAAAUUGCGAAUGGACAUAACUAGAACGAUGAUUUACCUGGAGGUUCACUCCCCAAGUUUUCAUACUAUUACACAGUUUUCUUGUAGGGCAUUCAAAAUGCUAAAUAUUAUAAUAAAUUUGUGUUAGUUGGCGCAUGCACCGGGAAUA
Molecule: messenger RNA, 3563 nt
Organism: Geodia barretti
Lineage: Eukaryota; Metazoa; Porifera; Demospongiae; Tetractinellida; Geodiidae
Source: the annotation of a GenBank genome assembly